AUGAUUCAUAUUGAUGUCAAAUCGCAUAAAUGUGGAAUAUGCGAAAAGAAAUUCACCUUCGGUGCUAGUUUGAAAGUGCACUUGAGAGUUCACUCGAAAGAAAAGCCGUAUGCGUGUAAGAUAUGUGGAAAAACUUUUAGCUACAGCAGCAGCUGUAACAGUCAUUUGAAAACACAUACUGACCAGAAGGAAUAUAAAUGCGAAAUUUGUUCGAAAAUGUUCAGUUGGAAAAUAAGUCUUAAAUUGCAUAUGCGUGACAAGAGGUAUCAGUGUGAAAUAUGUGGAAAAUACUUGAAUGGAACUAUAAGCUUGAAAGGCCAUCAAGUUGUUCAUAGUGCAGAAAGAAAUUAUAAAUGUCCAUUGUGUGACAAAUCAUUCAAGCGAUCUUACGAUGUGCAAAUGCAUUUACAUGUGCACACUGGUUUGAGGAACAAAAAUGAGUGCAAAAUAUGUUGGAAGAAAUUUAGUGGCUCAAGUGCCGUGAAAAAACACAUGAUAACGCACACGAAAGAAAGAAAUUUUAAAUGUGAAGAGUGCCCAAAAACGUUCAAACAUCCCGCAGCUGUGCGAGCUCAUAUGUGGAUCCACACAGGCCCUAAAGUUCAUAAUUGUGAGAUAUGUGGAAAAUCGUUCAGAUCACCUUCAAGUUUAAAAAGGCAUGUACAUGUGCACAGUGUCUCUAAAAGCUUUGAAUGCAAAGUAUGUGCAAAAAGAUUUAAGCAUCCUUCAAGUCUGGAUAGACAUUCACUCCUUCAUACUGGCGCAAAACAAAAGGAGUGA
Messenger RNA from Styela clava, 780 nucleotides. Lineage: Eukaryota; Metazoa; Chordata; Ascidiacea; Stolidobranchia; Styelidae. The record is from RefSeq and is a predicted model, not a curated record.